Mytilus californianus (California mussel) is the source of this 2707-nucleotide messenger RNA. RefSeq lists its product as uncharacterized. The record is from RefSeq and is a predicted model, not a curated record. NCBI's taxonomy places the organism in Eukaryota, Metazoa, Mollusca, Bivalvia, Mytilida, Mytilidae. The coding region runs from base 176 to 1180 and encodes 334 amino acids. The transcript is spliced from 3 exons.
CUGCUGCUGUAACAAAGAUCAGUGAAGCGAGAAGGAAGACAGGAUAGAAGACAGAAAGCGAUCCAACCAAGAGACCCGAUAUAUUUUUGUGUUACGCCUUUUGAUGUGUACUUAUUGUAUGAGUGUAUGAAUAAAUAGUAUUUAAAUGCGGGAUACAGAUAGAUGUUACAACUGAAUGACAUAUUUGAGAAAAAUAAUGCAGUCCACCAUACAGAAGCGACAUAUUUUGAUAGCCAUAUUCAUCUUGGUUGUACUGAUUGUAAUAUUACAAUUUGGUGGUCCACACUACUGUAGAUAUAUUGACAUAAAGAAGAAAAUAGAAUACAUCUGUAUUGAAGAUCCUGAUACUCAAAACAAAACGGGACUAGAAGAUAUUAAACCUUUACCUCUAGUUUAUCAAAACAACUACUUUAUAGAUAAAAGUUCAGUUAGAAAAGUUCAAGCCAAAAAAUUUUACACACCAUCAACAAGAAACGAUUUGGACUUCACUCCAGCCGAAAAGAUUCGCCUACAUUCAUGCAUUAAAAAUUUCAAAAGUGAUUGGAAGAAUGGCCAAAGUGGAUUCUGGGAUGGAGACGAACAGUAUAUACGACGUACCCAUCACAAAUAUCUCAUUCCUGGGGACAAUGUUAUGAUUGAAGUGGGAGGAAAUGUUGGCCAGGAUGCUCAGUAUUACUUGGACACGUACACGCCAAAGCAUUAUAUCAUGUUAGAACCUUUGAAAUUGCUUUAUCGAAAACUUCAACAACGAUUUAAAAAUUACACAAAUGCCGUCACAUAUAAUGUUGGUCUUGGUAAAAGAAAUGAAAAAUUUAUGAUCAAAAUGGAAGGAAACGUUGGGGAUGCAUCUUCACCAUUUUUCGGUUCUGGAGAAGGAACCUGUUCUCUCAAGGUUGUAAAUGCAAAUGAUUUUUUCAGUGCACUUGGUGUUGGUAAUUUCAAGGUUGAUCUGAUUACCAUAAACUGUGAGGGUUGUGAAUAUGAUUUGUUGGAGACAAUUUUAUCCACAGACCUUGUGUAUCACUUCAAACAUAUUCAAUUUGGUACUCAUCCAACGUUGAAAAAUCUUGCAGAUCCUGUCGGAAGAUAUUGUCAAAUACAAGAAUGGUUGAGUAGAACCCAUCAGCUUACUUAUCAAUAUAAAUUUACAUGGGAAACAUGGAAAUUAAAAAGUAUUUAGUCCAUUUACAUUCCAUUGUUAAUGUUAAUUCACUUUUCAUCUUGUUCAUAUUUUGACUAAUUUUUAAAUUUUCUUCAUACAACUAAGUAUUCUAUAACAGUUAUUGUCAUAUUAUACAGCAAAUCUGUGAGUCUUGAGUAUAUUAAGUAUCAGUCCAUACAAAAAACAUGUAUCAAGCCUACAGAUAUUUAAUGUUGUUAUUCCACUAAAUAUUUGUAACUGUUGGGUACAAAAGGUGAAAAAGGAAUGGUUCAUCUCAUAUUGCCUCAUCAUUGAAGAAAAUGAAAGUCACAAAGAAUUGCACUUGAGAUAAUUGAAAUAUAUCCCUUUGUAGAAUUGUCAUAGAGCAUUCCAUGUAUUCUAGAUUUCCAACCAACGAAUAACCUCACAGAAUUGUCAUAGAGCAUUCCACAUAUUGUAGAUUUCCUACCAACAGAGAUUAAAGUCAAAGUAUUUAAAAUGUUAGCUUUUGGCAUAUCAAAAAUAUUUACUGUAAAUUCAGAAAUUAUUGCAAGGGUUUUAUUAUUGCGAAUAAUGCGAGUGGGUGAGUAUCACAAUAAUGAGAACUCGCAUUCUGAUAUAUGAUGCAUAUAUCUGUAUGCCUCUUUUCCAGAACUCGCAAUAAUUAAUCUCGCAUUUAUGUCCAUUCUUCAAAAAUCGCAAUAAUAAAUGCACGCAAUAAUUUCUGAAUUUACAGUAUUUGUAUGCUUUCCACCUUUGAAUCACCUUAUGUAUGACUUUUACAUUGUGUGGUACAUGUACUUACUCAUUACUUACUCAUUACAGUAACACUCCUUUUAUAGGCAAAUGUUGGAUUUUGUUAGGUUUUAUGGACUUCACCCUUUUUUAAUUUGCUUUGGAGUUGGGUAUAUUUGUUAAAAUCUUUUUUAUACUCAUACAUUCAUAUUUUUACAUUUCAUUUUUAUACGACCGCAAAAAAAAUUUGUGGUCGUAUAUUGGUAUGACGUUGGCGUCGUCGUCGUCCGAAGACACAUUGGUUUUCGCACUCUAACUUUAGUUUAAGUGAAUGGAUUUUUUUGAAAUUUGACCAUAAGGUUAAAUACCACAAAAGGAAGGUUGGGAUUGAUUUUGGGGGUUAUGGUACCAACAGUUAAGGAAUUAGGGGCCAAAAAGGGGCCAAAAAUAAGCAUUUUCUAGUUUCCAGACAAUAACUGUGGAACGGUGUAUGGAUCUCUCUGAAAUUAUACUACAAGUUUCCAUACCACAAAGGGAUGGUUAGGAUUUGCUUUGGGGGGUUAUGGCUCAAACCGUUUAGGAAUUAGGGGCAAAAAAGGGGGAAAAACAAGGUUGUCCUGGUUAAUGGACAAAUACUUUAGUACAAAACAUAAUUUAAAGCAGUGUAAGGGAGAUAAAUCAAAUACAUCAUUGAAAUUAUCUCCCUUACACUGCUUUUAAAUUAUGUAUAAAGUAAUGGUUAAUGAACAAUAAAGAUAAUUUAAAACAGUGUAAGGGAGGUAAUCCAAAUACAACGUUUUGGUUACUUCCCUUACACUGCUUUUAAAUUAA